This is a messenger RNA of Topomyia yanbarensis, 1052 nucleotides long. RefSeq lists its product as uncharacterized. Lineage: Eukaryota; Metazoa; Arthropoda; Insecta; Diptera; Culicidae. The coding region runs from base 265 to 843 and encodes 192 amino acids. The record is from RefSeq and is a predicted model, not a curated record. The transcript has 4 exons.
GUUCAAUUUAAACGAUCGGUAACCGAGUCGACACAAUCGAGCCUCAGUCGCAGUUUAGCGAUCGCAUACGCAUCACGGCGAUCAACUUUUUACGCGUGUGCCUACUCAUCAAAACACUAGACCACUAGUUUGGGAAAGACGAAGCCUGGUCGGAGUGUGCUGUUUGCAACAACAAACACGAUACAUAGUUAGUUCUUGAGAACCGUACGAUCCUGAACAAGAGAGCAACGAAACGGACCUGUCUGGAUUACGACGUGUAGGGCCAUGUCGGAGGCGGUCGUCAUGAAUCGGGUCUUUCGGUAUUUUAUGAAGUUUCACGCUUACUUAAUUGCAUUCUUCACCAUCUUCUUCACGUCGGUGAUCAUCGUGACCUCAUUUACGGGCCGCAAACUACCCGAGGAACCGUUCAUUAUCGAAGAGGAAUAUGAGGCAGUGCAGAGAUAUCCGAUUUUGAUCCAGGUAGAAUCAGCGCUGUGGUUGUGCGCAUCUGUGAUAUUGGUCGUCGGGCUGUACAAGGAGAACAAAACAUUUCUCACCCCAUUUCUGGCGCUGUUCACCAUCGACGGUGCGGUCGUGAUCGUUCAGGAGAUUGUGAACCUCUGCACCGGAAGAGAGUCUGACCUGGCAACGAUCGAGCCCCGCCAGCUGCUCGUCAUGAUACUGGUCAACGUGUACGUGCUGGUCAGUCUGGUGGUCCUGUAUCGGAUGUUUGCCAAAGGUCCAGCACCCACCGCUCAAAACAGCUUUGUCCGAUUCGACAACGAGCGGGACGUCGAAAGCCAAAUGCCGGCGUCUGGCAAUCUGCAGCCGAACUCAUUACAACAACAGCAGAACAGAAGCUAAUACCAUUAGGUAGCGUUAAUUCAAGUAGAUGUUAGAUUUUUGGUAUUAGUGAUAUCGAUGUGAAGUACCCUAAGAAAUCAAAGGUUUAGCUCGUAUUCGUCGUACGUUAAUUAUGUUAUUUUUAUUAUUAAACUGUUGUUGUGCGUAAGUGGUAUACGAAUGUACAUAUAGCGACAAUGAAAAAAGAAGUAAAACGAAGUGGAAAUGUA